AGGUGGGUAUAUAGAUAUGGAAAAUAUGAAAUGUAUUCAGUUAUACUUUCACAGUUAUACUUUCGAAUACGUUGCGUUGAAACAUAGAAUUACGUCUACGGAAUCUUGAUUAUUUAAGGAACAUCUAGGUAUACGUAUACAAAAUUAAAGAUGGAAAAUUUGAAGCUAUUGGUGGUUGGAGAUGGCGGAGUUGGUAAAAGCUGCUUACUGAUAUCCUACACCACUAAUAGUUUUCCAAGUGAAUACGUCCCUACAGUCUUUGACAACUACUGUGCUAACAUGGUGAUUGAUGGCAAAGCUUACAAUAUUGGCCUUUGGGAUACAGCUGGCCAGGAAGAUUAUGAUAGAUUGAGACCACUUUCAUACCCCCAGACUGAUGUAUUUUUCCUAUGCUUUGAUAUUGGAUCACCUGAUUCAUUUGAAAACAUACAUGAGAAGUGGGUUCCUGAGAUCAAACAUCAUUGUCCUCAUACACCCUUCAUGCUUGUUGGCUGCAAAUCAGAUCUGCGUUCCUCCACCCGAGAUGGCAAGUGCAUUGUCACCAGAAAGGAGGCAGAUGAUCUUGCGCAAAAACUAGGCUGCAAAUACCAAGAAACUAGUGCUCUAACACAAGACGGCCUACAGGAUUGCUUUACUCAAGCAGUGAGAGUGUGCGUGAAUGACAAGCGACAUUCCAAAUUGAAAAAGAAGGGUUUCAGUCUUUUUUCCCGAAAAACUGAGGAAAAUCUGCCAGUUCCUCCUGUAAUGCCCCCUGCUGGAAAGGCACCUUUGCUAGAAAUAGAAACAUCUACAUUUGCUGACCAAUGGCACAAGAUGCUAAAGAAUCCAUCAAAUACUGAUGUAGCCUUCAAAGUUGGCCGCCAUGAGCUCGUUGCUCAUAAAAUCAUCCUUUGCGCUGCCUCAGAGACCUUUAGGAGAAUGCUUGAUAUUACACCAGACUCUGAAGUGAACCAAUUGGAAGCUGUGGAAUGUGAUAUUACUGCAGAGAAGAUUGCAGCUGGGUUGGUGCCAGGUGUUGAGAAUGUGUCUCAAGAUUCUGAUGAUGUCACCAUUAUAACUCUUAAAGAAGAUAUCAGUGGCAAAGCCUUUGUACAUGUCCUGGAGUUCUUCUAUACAGGAGUCCCUGUAUUGAAAGAUGAGACCCCCACAGAUGACCUUAAUGACCUCAAGCAUGCAGCAAUCACAUUCAACCUUCCCCAGCUUGUGACCAUAUGCGAGAACAUUGAGCAGGACAUGGAGUUUCUCAAUCCAAGUAUUGGGACAUACCUAAAUGAUGAAACAGGGGCAAAGCUGAAGAAGAUGUUCUUGAACAAACCUCUUUUGGCAGAUAUCAUCUUCAUCGUUGAAGGUACCAAAGUGUUUGCUCAUAAAGCAGUAGUGACUACCAGAUGUGAAGUUUUAGCUGCAAUGUUCAGUGGCCACUUUGUUGAGACCUCAAAGGGAUCUUGCACACAGGUUGAGAUUGGUGGGACCAGCCUAGCAACAUUCCUUGCCUUACUGGAGUACCUUUACACUGAUCACUCCCCCAUAGAGGAGAAUGACUCCAUUGAGAUCCUCGUCCUUGCCAACCAGUAUUGCCAGACAAGACUAAUCAACCUAUGUGAACUGUACAUCACCAAAGAAAUCGAUCGCUCAGUCACUAAGUCAAUUGAAAAGUCAGACAUUGAUGUUAUAGGACUCUUGUUGUCUUGCCAGUUUCACAAUGCUGACCAAUUAGCCAAAUGGUGCCUACAUUUCAUAUCUACUAACUACAGUGCAUUUGUGAAUCGUUCAGAAUUCCCCCAACUUGCUGACAGUAACCUUGAAUAUAUAGAGGAACAUAGGUGGCCUCCAGUGUCCUACCUCAAUGAGAUGCAUCAGUUUCUCCACAUUACACUUCAAUUCAGCUACCUGAAAGCUAUGGCAGUGAACGUCUACAUUGAGAAAGAGAAUGUAGGAUAGUUGCAGAUUGACUGAAGACAGACAGACUGAAAGUUGUCAUAUAUUUUGUUUGACCUUUUACAUGAAAUUGUCAAGCAUAUAGUUUCAAAAAAUAUCUGUGAAAUCAGAAUGCUUUCUUCUGAGCAUGUUGUGUUUCUGUGCAAUAUUUUGCAAUGAACAGUCUUAGACAUAUGUUCCCAUAUGUUGAAUUAAGUCAUGUAUUGCAUUAAAUUACCUUGUGUAAUUGGCAUAAUCUUAGUAUUCAAUCAGUUUUAAAACUGACAUUUUGAAAGUCUUUAAUAUGUGCAGUGUUUACAAUCUGUAUAGACUUUUUAAUAGAACUAAAGCAAAGUACUAUUUGCAUUAAUUAUUUAAGAUUAUGUAUGUGUAUAUGUAUACUUUAAAAAAAACUAGCCAUGAAUUACAUAGAUUAAUGUGAUGGCUAUU
This is a messenger RNA of Owenia fusiformis, 2367 nucleotides long. NCBI's taxonomy places the organism in Eukaryota, Metazoa, Annelida, Polychaeta, Sabellida, Oweniidae. The record is from the annotation of a GenBank genome assembly.